AUGGGCGAUUGGAUCGAAGCCGGAAAGAAAGCCCCCGACUUCACACUAACCAGCGACUCGGGCGAGAAGAUCAAGCUCUCUUCGCUGCAAGGCGGGCCGGUAGUUUUGUACUUCUACCCCAAAGACGACACUCCCGGAUGCACGAAAGAAGCCUGUGCGUUUCGCGAUCAGAAGUCGGCCAUCAAAAAGUCGGGCGCGACCGUCCUCGGCGUAAGCCCUGAUGAUGUGGAAAGCCAUGUGAAGUUCCGCGACAAGUACAAACUGAACUUCCCGCUGUUGGCCGACGCGGGCCACAAGGUGGCCGAUAAGUACGGUGCCUGGCGCGAGAAGAACAUGUACGGCAAGAAGUCGAUGGGCAUCCAACGCUCGACCUUCCUCAUCGAUCCCGCAGGCAAGGUGGCCAAAGUCUGGAAGCGCGUCAAAGUCGACGGGCACGAUGAAGAAGUGCUCACCGCCAUCGCUGGGUUGGAGAUGGAAUAG
Molecule: messenger RNA, 480 nt
Organism: Cladocopium goreaui
Lineage: Eukaryota; Dinophyceae; Suessiales; Symbiodiniaceae
Source: the annotation of a GenBank genome assembly